Messenger RNA from Thlaspi arvense, 1985 nucleotides. The record is from the annotation of a GenBank genome assembly. Lineage: Eukaryota; Viridiplantae; Streptophyta; Magnoliopsida; Brassicales; Brassicaceae.
AUCUCCACCUACUAAAUCAUUGAUUGAUAACAAUUAACAUCACUCAGCAUGAUGGACUCCGUCAAAUGUCUAGCAUCAAAGGGGCACUGUAGUCUUUUUUACCCAAACAUCACCGUUACAACAAAAAAAACCAUCUCCAUCUCCAAAGUUUCUCUAUUUAGUGUUAGUUCUCAACUUUUCGUCUCCACUAAUUAGUCGGAUCUCUCUGAGAAUCUCGUUUUCGUUCGUGUUUCUUGUGUCACAAAUCACAAAGCUCUUCAAAAAUUCUCUCUGCUCAUCAAAAAACGUUUCGUAGCUCAUCGUCUUCAUUUGAUUUCUUUACGCUUCGAAACGGUCGAUUUUGUCCGUACGUGAUGGUUUCGUUGAUACCGAAGCUCUGACGUAAGAUUAGGGUUCCGAUUUUACUUUUAUAAAGAUGGCGGUGGAGUAUGAAUGCUGCGAGACGAACUUCUUCAUACACAUCGUCGUUAUAGUGUUGCUAGUAUUGUUCGCUGGGCUAAUGUCUGGUCUUACCUUGGGUCUUAUGUCCAUGAGUCUCGUUGAUCUUGAGGUUCUUGCGAAAUCCGGUACUUCCAGAGAUCGCAAACAUGCUGCAAAGAUAUUACCAGUUGUGAAAAAACAGCAUCUGUUGCUUUGUACUUUACUGAUAUGCAAUGCAGCUGCUAUGGAGACGCUUCCUAUUUUCCUUGAUGCUCUUGUGACGGCUUGGGGUGCUAUUCUGAUUUCAGUGACAUUGAUUCUUCUCUUUGGUGAGAUCAUACCUCAGUCAGUUUGUUCCCGUCAUGGUUUAGCGAUUGGCGCAACAGUUGCACCAUUUGUCCGUGUUCUAGUCUGGAUCUGCUUUCCUGUUGCAUGGCCUAUUAGUAAGCUGCUGGACUUUCUACUUGGUCAUGGUCGUGUAGCACUUUUCCGUAGAGCGGAGCUGAAAACGCUUGCUGGUAAAGGUGGAGAGUUGACACAUGAUGAGACAACAAUCAUUGCUGGAGCUCUUGAACUCUCUGGGAAAAUGGCUAAAGAUGCAAUGACACCAAUCUCUGAGACUUUUGUGAUUGAUAUCAACGCGAAACUAGACAGGGAUUUGAUGAAUCUGAUUCUUGAGAAAGGUCAUAGCAGAGUCCCAGUAUACUACGAGCAACGUACCAACAUAAUCGGACUUGUUUUGGUGAAGAACUUAUUAACCAUCAACCCAGAUGAAGAAAUACAGGUCAAGAAUGUGACCAUACGAAGAAUCCCAAGAGUUCAAGAAACCUUACCGUUAUAUGAUAUAUUGAACGAGUUCCAGAAAGGACACAGCCACAUGGCUGUUGUUGUGAGGCAAUGCGACAAAAUCCAUCCAUUACCUAGUAAUGAUGCUGCUAAUGAGACUGUAAUCGAAGUCAGAGUAGAUGUGGAUAAUGAGAGAUCCCCACAGGAAAAGAAGUUGAAGAGAAGGAGAUCACUCCAGAAAUGGAAAAGCUUUCCGAACAGAGCGAAUUCGUUUAAAGGAGGGUCAAGGAGCAAGAGAUGGUCUAAGGAUAAUGAUGCCGACAUUCUGCGAUUCAACGAACAUCCUCUGCCGAAGCUAACCGAGGAAGAAGAAGCUGUUGGUAUCAUUACAAUGGAAGAUGUCAUUGAAGAACUUCUCCAAGAAGAGAUAUUCGAUGAGACGGAUCAUCAUUUUGAAGACACGUGACAGUAACAGAUUGAAUACAUGGUGGCAGAGUUUAGACUUUUUGUUGUGAAAGGUAAAAAGUCAGGUCACAUGUAAUAACAUUGCUUGUUAAGUAGAAAUUGUUCGGACUAUAGGAACAAAGGUUUUCCUAGCAUGAACUGUUAAUAUAUGUAUCGUACAGCAUAGUCGUCAAAGCAGAGAAUCUCCGCAUCUAAGAACUAAAAGAAACAUUCUGUCAUGAGAAUAUAAUUUGUCUCUUCGCCAGUUUUCUCUUCUUUUUCUUUUUUACUACUGUACUACUGUAAUAGGUAGAAACUAGUUGUUGCGCGGGCCA